AAUUUGCCCCGUAGGCUGAACAAUGAACGUGUAAAGAUACCGCGCAAGUAGCAAAUAACUUGGUGUAAUAUGCGGAAUAAGAUAAGAACCGAUAACAGAUAUUAAAAGAGUCCUACUUAAGACUUAGGGAUCCCUUUGGUCUUGGUUUUAGCUCAGUCAACGACCAUAUAUUAGCUAACUAGCGAGCUACCUUGAGUGUUUGUAAUGCUUCAGGUGUUUAGCCGGCUAGCAGACCAAACGUGCAUUAGUUAAGAGUUUUGUCCUUCAUACAGGAAAAGGAAAAGUGUGACCUUAGUAUGGACAAUAGCACCAUUUAUGUCCGAGAAAGAGGAAACCUUCGUCGUGUCAGUGACAUAGUCCUGGCACAGCCAAAGCCAGUAUCAUCAUGCAGAAGGACAAAUCCGUUUGUGCUGAGAAAAGAGCACUUCAUAUUCACCUACAAUGCAGAGGGAAGUCUGAGAUACACCACAAAAUCUCUCUUUGACAUCACUCUGUUAUUCGUAGCUGAUAACAUUAACCAUGUGGACUCUCUGGUGGGCUUCCCUGAGCAAAUAGGAGACAGACUUUUUGCAGCAGCAGAGGAGAAUCGUGUAUUUUUAAACGCAGACGUUUCUCCAAAAGCACUGCAGUUAUUCAGUGAUGCAUAUGGGGAGAUGGUGCUCGGAUCCCUCUGUCUGAGAAAUAGAUUUCCACUCUUGCAUGAGAGGAUGGAUGAAAUAAAAACAUUUCAUAGUUUGAAGUCUCUGGACCUGUUUGGCUGCAGACUGGGUGAUGAUCAUGAGAUAUUCCUGCAUCUAACAUCCAGCUCAUUGGCAAGCAGCCUGAUUCAGCUUUUCAUUGGUGGUAACAGUCUGUCAGAUGUCGGCCUACAAAGAUUGACUGCACCUAUCCGGAUGAUGAGGAAGGGACUGGACUGUCUUCAGUUUCUUGAUGUUUCCUAUAACCCUAUCUCAGAAAGGGCUCUCAGAUACCUCACAAUCCUCCCCAAACUUGAAAAACUUGAUGUGUCUGGGACAAGUUUGAAGCUUGGCACAGGGUUGAAAACAAACAUAUGGGACCUGUUAGGCCUCAUUUAUUCUGAGAAACCACUGGACACCUUUGAUCACUCGAGAUGUAAAACAGAAGGUUGGGCAGAGCAGGUUGUAAACCAAUGGGAAACAAAUAGCUCACAAAUUCCAAAACAGAAGAAAAUUGACGAAUCCAGAACAUCAGCACUUCGCUUUUUUGGCAGGCAGAAGUUUGUCAGAGAGGUACUGAAUGCGGCGCCCUUGGUAUGUGAGAGCGAGGAAGAGACCAAGAGAGACAGACUGCAUUUCUACAGACCUGCAACAAACACUCACAUACCAGAGAAACCCACUCCUUCCAUAACUACUACUCAAGCAAGGCCUUCCUGGUACAAUAACAAAAAAAGGCAGCGUAAAUCAGAAGGGCGUUCACAUCAAAGCCGCCCAACAAAACGUUUGUCCCCAUUAGCUCUUACGGAAGAGGACAUUGACUUGUUGAACAGCUAUUGAGGUAGCAUUCCAAACAGAUUAUGUCAGUUAUCAGGUAACAUUUAGGCUCAAAUGAACAAUAUUUUUCCAAGAUGAUUCACACUGGUGAACUGUAAACACUUUUUUCCUUGGAUACAGGUGGCGUUGUUUAUGUUUUUAUAAAUAAAGUUCAGUAUUUUGUACGUGU
Siniperca chuatsi (mandarin fish) is the source of this 1680-nucleotide messenger RNA. It is a transcript of the gene lrrc42, whose product is annotated as leucine rich repeat containing 42. Gene Ontology annotation, molecular function: protein binding. Lineage: Eukaryota; Metazoa; Chordata; Actinopteri; Centrarchiformes; Sinipercidae. The transcript is spliced from 7 exons. Bases 297 to 1514 code for a protein of 405 amino acids. The record is from RefSeq and is a predicted model, not a curated record.